UUUUAUUUGUCUCGUAAAUAAGCUCGAUUAUACCGGCCUUCGGCAAGGCCAUAUGGUGAAACAUUUCUACCCGUGAAUCGUAGGCUGACGGAUAUCGUUCGGCCGCUAUGGCUACCAGUUUUCAUCACCACUAAACCAUUGCAUACGAACAACGAAGCAAAAUUAUGGUUGGUGCCUCUGGGGCAAUUCUCGAACUCUUCCAGGACACCGGAAGGCUAUUAGUUCGGAUAGCACAAGGGAAAUCCGCAGUCUUGCGGUACGUGGCCUACGUUGUCUUCCUCGCGUUCUCGUUGCAUGUCAUCCCCAGAUCUAUUCGACGCGCCUAUGGCUCAGAUGUCCAGGUGUACAGGAGGAGAUUACGUGCUCACGCCUUGCGGCGGGGGACUGUCCCGUUACGCGAGGGCGAACGGGCCAUAGAGCGCUAUCCGUCAGACCGAGAUAGAGGAGGUUCGAGAGGCCAGCAACAGGAUCAACAUUACUGGGAAGGAGGUGAAGAACCUCGAGAUCCAACGAAAUUCAACCAGAUCAAGUACAAGACCGUAUUCACGAAAUCGUCAAUUACUACACCCAAUUCACCCGCGGGUUAUUCUUCACAUGUCUCAAACGAGAUGACUGCUGCAGGCAGCAGUGUUCUGACCGUCUGAUGAAGAAACACGCCGCGUUCAUAUAGAUCGUUUCAAACACAUCGAAUCAUUUCAAAGUAACAUUAUCCCAAAGACUCGGAGAUGUUCUGAUCGAGGAACGUUUGCACCCGGAGGAGUCCACUCCGCGUGGCGACAAAGGCCGAGAUAAUUCCGUUGCUUUGAGUCAAGACGUCCCUAUAAGGACGACAGAGCGGAAGAUAAGAGCGAUUUAGUUAGUACGACAGCCGCCUCGGAGAGGAUUCAUAUAGGAUGAGGCCACCACUAUUGUAACCGCCAGUUGACAACCGUACCGGGUUCCAUUAAUCCUUUCAGCACGCUGUGAUUAAGUAUAAGUGAAUUGUCGCUCAAAAGCACGCGGCCUUCAUAAUAGCUCUACACCUUCCUUCUAAGCGGAAUGUAUUAAGUGGGUUUCUUGGCCACACACGCACGCGCGCACGCGCACACAGGCACACACAUUCACACACACACUCGUAUACAAACACAUACACUCGU
Molecule: messenger RNA, 1136 nt
Organism: Varroa destructor (honeybee mite)
Lineage: Eukaryota; Metazoa; Arthropoda; Arachnida; Mesostigmata; Varroidae
Source: RefSeq, a predicted model, not a curated record